AUGAAGAUUCGAGUCGGGCCAUUGAGUUCUUUAUCGCCUUUCUGGCUGGUCUCAAACCUGAUCACUAGAACAAGUUGCUCCGCGCCAGAGCAGCUGAUCAUAUCGUCCCCGGACAAGCCAAGUCCAGUGGAUAAUUCAAACCUGAUCUUUGCGUCCUUCGCCGGACUACUCCAGCAAUGGCCGAACACGUUUGCCUACAGCGGCCACUCAAUCAUCCCCGGCCUGAUCCCGCGCUCGACUUUACUAUACCACAGCAGGCACGAUCCAAGCGGGCCGCCAACGGAGGGGCUCGAAUGGCUGGCCUUUGAUCCUGAGAUGAGCUAUUCGAUUGGCAGCCACAGGCCUGGUCAAUUGGACCUCUACACAUUUGUCGCCGACCGCGCCCUCCGGGUGAUAUACCUCGAUGGCCAAAGCGCUUCUCUUGGCACGCCCGGCUUCAUGGACGCUCAGUACGCUCUCAUCAACGCUUCUGUCCCCAAGGACUUCCCCGAUAAGGGCCGUUACCUCGAAGCGGAGUAUGCCCGCGCUACUGAACUCUGCAAGAUCGGUGAUAAAUACGGCUUCGAAGGCGUCGUCAGGAUGAACACCGGUUUUGAACUGAUAUGGUGCGACUUUAAAAAGGGCAUACACCUUCUUGAUAUGGUUAAUGCUACCGACCCGUACUCAGCCAAGAUACCACCUUUCAAAAGCAUCAGCCAAGUCAAUUCAAACUCUGAUCUUCCAGACAAGCGACCAGUUCCUCAAUCGCCUUUUUAUUCAAGGGCUUCUUGGAGCUUUUCCUCCUCGGGCGCCCGACACUUUUUUCCUCCUGGGGAGGUACGAGUGAUCUUAGAUCCUGCGGGGUUUAUAAGUUUUUAUGAUGGACUUAAAAGUUUAGAAUUCAAGCGACAAGCAGAUGGGACAAGUUCAGGGCCACGCUCAAGACAUCGCUUGUAUGGGAUCAGUAGUGAGGAUGCGAAGACAGUCCGAAGGCGGCUGGUUGAGGUACUUGAGCGGAAGAACUUCGAAGAUUGGCGGAUGGACCCUGGUCAAUCGGAUUGGCGCUCCUUGGUCUUGAUAAUUGUUGAGAGGUUCAGCCCACCGAUCCGCGAGCUACGAUACCUCCUCAACAGGGCUGACCUCAGUGCAACCAAGAAGGCAAUCGAGGUGCGUGGAUUGGCCUACGACAUUAUCAUGCCCUCGCUGGAUUUCUCGGAGUGGGACCACCAAGAUUUGGACUGGCUGUCCCGUGGGAUCCGCAGAUGCACAUCCACUUACACCUCUGCUAGGCAACAGCUACCUGAGUUAAACCACUCUAUCCAUAUCAUUAUCCAGGCCAUUGAAGUUGUCUCUCCCCCUUGA
Messenger RNA from Puccinia graminis f. sp. tritici CRL 75-36-700-3, 1341 nucleotides. RefSeq lists its product as uncharacterized. The transcript is spliced from 3 exons. NCBI's taxonomy places the organism in Eukaryota, Fungi, Basidiomycota, Pucciniomycetes, Pucciniales, Pucciniaceae. Bases 1 to 1341 code for a protein of 446 amino acids. The record is from RefSeq and is a predicted model, not a curated record.